Molecule: messenger RNA, 761 nt
Organism: Candidula unifasciata
Lineage: Eukaryota; Metazoa; Mollusca; Gastropoda; Stylommatophora; Geomitridae
Source: the annotation of a GenBank genome assembly
GGAUCCAUAGUUCCCAUAAGUCCUCGGAUAUACGCUUAUGACCCAGACCUUACACUGCAUGCCAGAGUCACUUAUUCAUUUCAUGGACCUGAGUAUCUUAGUAAAGCAGAUCAGAUAGAUCAGUCACACCUGAGUGCUGGCUACAAGCAGUAUUUGGACACAGCUAGUCAGAAUAACCCUAUCUUCAAUAUUGAUGCCAACACUGCUGAAGUCAAAUUAGUUCUAUUUCCUACUGCUGAAGAGAUCUAUAUUCUAGUGCAGGCUAGCCAAGUUGACAACCCUUCAAGGUAUGGGGUGGCGCUGUUGACAAUACGUGUCCAGGGUUCAAAUAUCAAUGCACCAGUCUUUAGCCGCAGUUACUACCAAAUGGUCAUACCUGAAGUGUUCCCUGUGGGGCAUGUGGUCACUGCAGUGUUUGCCACAGACAAAGAUUCUGGCUCUGCCAUAACAUACAGCCUUGAUGAUCCCAGUAAAACAUUUGACAUCUACCCAGACACAGGGGACAUCAUUUUAAUCAGAGAGCUGAGUUAUGUCCUCAAGAACAGCUAUGAGAUAACAGCCAUCGCUAGUGAUGGGACUCUGGAAUCUAGGGUCGCUGUGUAUGUUCAAGUUGGAGCUGUGCUGAACACCCCACCUCAGUUCCUCAACACAUCACUCAAUGUGACAGCUGAGAGAAGGCAGGGAGAAUUCAUUGCUGACAUUGAUGCCAGAGACUCUGGAGAAAAUACUACAUUAGUUUACAGUCUUCUCAACUACAAUGA